AAUAAAUCUUUUUUUUUUUAAAAGGGGGAAAUGCCCAUGGCCAUGGGUUCUUCAGCGAGUGGGAAUGGAAUCAAGCUAAAGAAAGAUAAAGAACCUCUCUUUUCUACUCCAAACCCUAACCCUAAUCCCAAUCCAAUGCCGACCGGCGAUGGCUCUUCCGGCGACGCGGCGGCGCUCUCGCGGGCGGAGGUCCUCAGCCGGCGAUCUCUGCGAGCGAAGCAGCUCGCUAGGGUUUAUAGAAGGCAUUACUGGUCGUUGAUUGAGGAGAUUAGGGUUAAGCAUCGGGACUACUAUUGGGAAUUUGGGAAAAGCCCUUUGGAGGAGGAGAAUGAGAAUGGGAAUGAGGAGGGCGAGAGGAAAAGGUGCGGGUUUUCUGGGUGUAAAUCGAAGGCGAUGCCGCUGACGAGGUUUUGUCAUCAGCAUAUAUUGGCUGAUGGCAAGCAGACGCUGUACAAACCUUGCGGAUUUGCGACGAAAAGUGCGCAGAGUGUCCACAUUACAUGUGGGAAGCCAGUUCUGAGAUCUACAGUUCCCUGUCUCUGCCCUGUGCACUUUCAGAGGAUUCAGAAACAGAUUUCGCAAGCUUUGAAGAAGGCUGGCGUUAGUUCUUCAAAUAAGGCUCCUCCAAAGUUUCAUGUCUUGGUUUCUGAAUGCGUGAGACAAAUUCAAGCCAGAAGAAGAAAAUUAUUGAAUGCAGAAGUAAAUGCAGAUAAGGUUAACAAUGACAAUUAAAUCUUUGAUGCUAGUGGUUUGCAUGUCAGGCAGAAAAAAAGGAAAGAAGAUGGGUGCAAUUAUAAAAUACUGUCACAAGAGUUAGUUUGCAUUUAUUUCUCUUUAGCUCCUGAUUCUUCACUAAAGACCGCUCAUUAGACAGAGGCGGAGAUCAUUGACCAGAACACGUUGUUGGACAUCAUCGGCUGCCUUGCCCAGUGGAAGAAAAACUCAUUAUUUGACGAGGUAUGUCUCAGGCAAAUAAUGUCAUGGGAAUAACCGGCUUGAACCCCAGUAAGACGCAACAUACCUGAUCCGUUACCGGUGAUGACAGCAUGCUAUUGAUAAUGCGAAAAAUCGUAAAUACUCUCCAUCAGCUAGUUCCAUUCAACAUUGUGUGAAAUUGAAAAACCAAAUUGUUUGCAUAAACCCCUUUUGCUGCAAAAUUAUUGUUGGUGGAAUCUGUGUAGGGUAUUAUCCAGUCUCUUUCGGAAUUGAGCAUGAAAUCAAGUUGCCAUUUGGUACGGAUUGGUUGGCAUUGAUACCUUUGCUUGCUUGCUUACCUUCUCCUGCUCAGAGGUGGCACAUUGUCUCUGUUCUGAUUCUUUUUUUUUCUGGGAAAAAGAACUGACUCAUGGCUGUAGCAUGAGCUUUUGUACAGUGUAUAUUCAUCAAACUGCAAUUUGAUUGCAGUUUACUGUGUAUAGGACAAUUUAAGAACAAUUUCAUACUAGUCUGGAAAAUAAUUGACUGUAAUUUGAAAUGUUGAUAUAAGUGGUCAAUUGCUUC
Molecule: messenger RNA, 1500 nt
Organism: Asparagus officinalis (garden asparagus)
Lineage: Eukaryota; Viridiplantae; Streptophyta; Magnoliopsida; Asparagales; Asparagaceae
Exons: 3
Coding region: 31-732 (233 amino acids)
Cellular component (GO): NSL complex
Source: RefSeq, a predicted model, not a curated record